Messenger RNA from Mugil cephalus (flathead mullet), 2002 nucleotides. RefSeq names its product UNC homeobox (gene uncx). The record is from RefSeq and is a predicted model, not a curated record. Gene Ontology annotation, biological process: regulation of DNA-templated transcription. NCBI's taxonomy places the organism in Eukaryota, Metazoa, Chordata, Actinopteri, Mugiliformes, Mugilidae. The transcript has 3 exons. Gene Ontology annotation, molecular function: sequence-specific double-stranded DNA binding; DNA-binding transcription factor activity, RNA polymerase II-specific. The coding region runs from base 107 to 1561 and encodes 484 amino acids.
UCAUCCCUCCCUUCACAUCAUGUCCCCUGCUCGCUGGCCACACUCGCUGCAUGCUUUUUAAAUUGCCAUCACCGGCCUCCAGACGUCGUCUCCUUUUGCCUGCGGGAUGAUGGACAGCAGGAUACUGGAUCCACCUCACGCCCAGUUCGGAGGCUCUCUCGGCGGGAUGGUGGGCUUCCCGUACCAUCUGAGCCACCAUCACGUUUACGAAUUAGCCGGGCAUCAACUUCAAUCCGCGUCCGCGGUUCCCUUCUCAAUAGACGGAUUACUCAAUGGCUCGUGCACGGCGUCAGUGGGCAGCUCCAACCACCUCUUGUCUUCGGGCUGCGGGAUGAACGGAGACAAUCAGCAGUACAAGCUGUCAGACUCGGGGGACCCAGACAAAGAUAGCCCUGGCUGCAAGAGACGGAGAACUCGCACAAAUUUCACUGGUUGGCAGCUGGAGGAAUUAGAAAAGGCUUUUAAUGAGAGCCACUAUCCGGACGUGUUCAUGAGGGAGGCGCUGGCUCUACGGUUGGACUUGAUAGAAUCAAGGGUUCAGGUAUGGUUUCAAAACCGGAGAGCCAAGUGGAGGAAAAAGGAAAACACAAAGAAGGGUCCGGGGCGACCCGCGCACAACGCCCACCCCACCACCUGCAGCGGAGAGCCCAUGGACCCGGAGGAGAUCGCCCGGAGAGAGCUGGACAGGCUGGAGAAGAAGAAGCGGAAGCAGGAGCGCCGGCUGCUCAAGUCCCAGAACAGACUCGCUUCUGGGGAUUUAUUUCACACCCCGGGAUCAGACAGCGACAGCGGGGUGUCGCAUGUCACCGACAGUGACCACAACACGGGCCCGCCAUAUGACUCUGUGGGGGGAAGCCAAACGCAAUCGAGCUGCGACCAAACACCUCACCCUUUCCAGAUCCAAACCCAGAACCAAAGACACUUGGACCGGGAGGCUGGCGGAUCCGAGCUGGACUCGCCCGAACCCAGCCACCGGUCAAGCCUGUGCUCCAACAACGGCAGGGCCUCCAGCCUGCAGAAACUCAACCCUUUUAGCGUCGAAAGCCUCCUUUCGGACUCCAGACCGAGACGCAACGCCGCGGCCUUACCCUCCACACGGCCUUUGAUAGGGAAAGGACACUUCCUUCUCUAUCCCAUCACGCAGCCGCUCGGAUUCAUUGUUCCUCAGACUGCCCUGAAGACGACGACGGCGGCGGCGAACCCCGACAGAGACACCCCGGAGGACAGAAGCCAGCCCGGCGUCCGCUGCAGCGUCUCCGCGGGUUCCUCGGGAUGUAGGAGCAGCUCGCCGGACUCGGCGAACGCGACGCCAAAGGGACAGGUGGGAUCGGGGGAAAAGACAGGUUCGCCGCACACCAGCCCGCCCCGGGCCCCCUUUCCCACCGGCAAAAGUACUCAGACCUCUGUGAUUUGCAGCGAGCGCAGCAGCCCCAGUAAGUCCGCCGACGCGGACACGACAGAGCAUUUAGAGAAGGACCACCCCGAAGACCCAGAGUCUGCCCUCAGUGACUGUCCUGCAGAGACAAAAACAGACUCUAAAGGAGAUGUCGACAUGGAAUAAAUCAGCGGGGGUAAAAAAGAAAAAAAAAAGAAAAAAAAAAGAAAAAAAAUCAACAACAAAAAAAAAGAAAACAACAACAAAAAAACAACAACCAUACAGAUAUAACCUCUAAACGACACCUUUCAUUAGGCCAAAGCUUAACCAGAAACUACAUCUUUGCAUCUAAUCUCUAGGUUUCCCCCACCCUGCUGAUAUUUGACAAUGUGCUUUCUCUCUCUCUCUCUCUCUCUCUCACUCUCUUUCUAUCUCUCCAUCUCUCUCUGCGAGUGUGUGCGCGCGUGUGUGAGUCAGGAGUCUCUAGAUAUCCUUUAAUGUGUGAUAACUUGUCGGGGGGGAAAAAAACACAUCGAGACCAACAAAAAUCCUCAAGAGCUGUAAGAAAGGUAUUAUACUAUUUAUAUAUGUAAGGUUUUUCUUAAAUAAAUCUAUUGUAUACAAGCA